Neospora caninum is the source of this 1209-nucleotide messenger RNA. RefSeq lists its product as hypothetical. NCBI's taxonomy places the organism in Eukaryota, Apicomplexa, Conoidasida, Eucoccidiorida, Sarcocystidae. The coding region runs from base 1 to 1209 and encodes 402 amino acids. Gene Ontology annotation, cellular component: mRNA cleavage factor complex. The record is from RefSeq and is a predicted model, not a curated record. Gene Ontology annotation, molecular function: mRNA binding. The transcript has 2 exons.
AUGGAAGGCCUCGACGACUCUGAGCCUCCUCUCGCAGAGGCUUUCCCGUCUUCCUCCCCUCCGGCGCGGUGCGUCGAGGACCCGUCGCUCGGCGCCGCCGUCUCGCCACCCGGCGCCUCGGAUGGCCUUCCCAGUUUCGAAGACGAGUACGACGUCCUCGCAGAUCUCUCCAACCUCGACAGGCCUCAGCCUUUCUCCGAGCCGCCGGGGAUCAAUGCGGAAGAGCCUUCUCUCUCUUCGCCCUCGGCUGCUGCGACAGGGCAGGGCGAUCGCGCGCCGGAGCCCGCUGCGACGACCGCUGCGACGCACCACCCAGACAGCCAACAGGCGAAGCAUUCUUCGCGCCGCGAGGCUCGUCAGCCAGACUGGUCCGUGUACGCGGCGUCCGCGUACGAGUCGCAGACUGACACCGCCCUCGAAGGCAAGUGGGAGUUCCUGUCUGCGCGAAGCGACCGACCCCAGGCGGCGGCGCUUUUGCGGAAACGCCUGACCACGUACCAGCGACAAGGCCUGCGGCGGUCCGUCGCCCCCGUCUUCUUUUGUCACCUCCGGGAGUAUCUCCACCUCUUGCUUCUCUUGCAUCGCGAGGAACGGCGAUACUCGCUUUUCACGUUCAAAUCCAAGAGUUGGGAGCGGCCGGAAGAUGUGCUGGAGCGUAAGCUGGAACGCGUAUGCACCAAGCACCGGUCCGAAGUGGAGAAAAGCUCCAGUUACACCUGGGUAGCUGACCAGCGAAGCGAGAAAGUCGCAGCGGAAGUCGGCGAGUUCCUCGGCGAACUGUGGAAAUCGGAAUUCGACGAGGAGCCGCGACCUUUCCUCCCGCCCCACGUCACGCGCCCGAAAGAAAAAAUCCGACUCUACCAGGUGCUUCUGCCGCCGACGUGCUCUUUUCGCCUGCCGCCGGCGUUCUCUCUCGCCGCCAUUCCGCUCUGCGAUCUGCGGCCGGAGAUCCACGGCACCGCCUUGGCGGGGGUGGCUCACCUCGUCUCGCGGUUCCGCUUUCGUCUGCUCGCCCCCUCGCUGGAAGCGAGUUCUCUGUCCGGCAGUCGAAACGCGCCGGGAAGAGACGGGCUGGAAGACGAGUUCUCGGCCGAAUUCCUCGAGGCCCUGGAGCGGAUGAACACCUCGCAGGACACGGAGGCGCUAAACGGCCAAGACGCUCCCGAGGAGCUUCCCCCCGAACUGGCGGCUCUAGCAGAAGAAGACUGA